This is a messenger RNA of Bemisia tabaci, 12742 nucleotides long. RefSeq lists its product as uncharacterized. The record is from RefSeq and is a predicted model, not a curated record. NCBI's taxonomy places the organism in Eukaryota, Metazoa, Arthropoda, Insecta, Hemiptera, Aleyrodidae. Gene Ontology annotation, biological process: regulation of transcription by RNA polymerase II. Gene Ontology annotation, molecular function: protein binding. Gene Ontology annotation, cellular component: nucleus.
AUUGGAAGAAUGAUAACGAGAAGAAAUGAAUUCGAGGGAAUUGCCUGCCUGCCGCCUGGUCUAUGAACCAGUUAGUAAAACACAAAGUAGCGGGGGCUGGCAGCACUGGUUCAUCAUUGGUUCAAUGGCCACUAUGUCAACAACCAGCGUCAACAACAGUGCGAACGGAAUCUGAUGCGAUGGCUUCCGAAAGUUUGGUUUUCCUGUGAACGUGCUAAAGUUUAAGUUAUUCCGCUGUUGUUUUAAGUUUUUAGUUCUAUCGUGCCACAUUUUUCAAAAUGAGUUCUAAUCAGCAAUUUUGUCUCAGGUGGAAUAAUCAUCAAAGUACUCUAAUUUCAGUGUUCGAUGCUCUGUUAGAAAGUGGCACACUAGUUGAUUGCACUUUGGCAGCCGAGGGACAAUACUUGAAAGCCCAUAAAGUUGUUUUAUCGGCUUGUAGUCCCUAUUUAGGGAUGUUGCUAAGUCAGCACUAUGAAAAACAUCCCAUCUUGAUUCUGAAGGAUAUUAAAUUCCAAGAACUAAAAUCCAUGUUGGACUACAUGUAUCGAGGGGAAGUGAAUAUUUCCCAAGAGCAGCUUGGAACAUUCCUGAAGGCUGCAGAAUCUCUUCAAAUCAAAGGUUUGACAGACAGUGGAGGUGGAAUCGAUACAAAGGAGGACAUGCCCAUUAUACCGCUCAAACGUCAUGGAGACAACCGAAAAUCCAUACCGCUUGCCUCUGCCCUGCGGCGAUCACCUCCUCACACAGUCAAUCAUCGUUGGUCAAAUGAUGUUUCGGACACAUUUUCACGGUCAUCUGGAUCUGUCAGAGAGGGAAGCAUGUCUCCCACACCGCGCAAGAGGAAACGAAGCCAAAAGCCAAAUGGUGAAGAUCCUGUGUACAUGAAUAAUCAAACCGACGAAGUCAGUGAAAAUGUGAAAACAAGUUUAAACGAUUCUGAGUCUGCCAUUUCCGCAAAUUCGCCAGUGCCUUUAACUAAUAGUAAUAAUAACAAUUCUAGCAGUAAUAACAGUAAUAAUAGUAAUCCAAAUAGCAACAACAAUAACAACAACAAUGUUAGCCCCAACAAUAAUAACAAUAACAACAACAAUCUAAACAAUAAUAAUAACAACAACAACAAAAUUUUAGAAAAAAAGUCGUUGGAAAGUGUUGUUACUGAAUUAAAAUUGCAGAAUAAUAACGAUAUUAUUGGUUCGGAUAAAAAAAUUGUGAGCGACAGUGCCUCAGACGGGAAAGAUAGUGGCGUUGACGGCAUGAAGCCGCCUAAACAUGAACUCUCGGACGAAGUGAACUACGAGGAUAGUGUUGAAGAUAUGGGUCUUGAGGAAGAAGAAGAAGAAUUGGACGAACCGGACGCAUCUCAAGCAGGACCUUCAAAUACCCAUGCACCAGGUGCAGGAUGGCAGCUGGCAGAGUAUCAUCAGGACUCACUAUCCAGCAGUCAGCAAGACUCGCAAGACUUGAACGAUAAACCAUGGAUGAAAAAUCACUAUUAUCAGAUUACCAAGUGGGAGGCGUGGUCAGCGGCGCAUCCGACGGUGCCGAGCCUCCUGUGCGGCGUGGUGCCCUACUCCCCGACGCGGGGCAACACCCAGGAAGUGGAGAGCCCCAAGGGGGUCGAGUGCCCCAAGUGCGGCCGCUACUACAAGCUCAAGAGCUCCCUCCGUAACCACCAGAAAUGGGAGUGCGGCAAGGACCCCCAGUUCCAGUGCCCCUACUGCAACUACCGCGCCAAGCAGAAGAUGCACGUCGCCCGUCACAUCGAGCGCAUGCACCGGGAAAAGCUCGGGAUGGUCGAGACCAACUAGCAGCCCCCCCGCCCCCACCCCUUUGCUCCAGCUCCCGCCUCUCCCCACAGCCCCAAAAUAAGCUGAUUCGCCCUCCCGAGAAAUCCUGUCUCGGUUCUCUCGUUUUCGGCCAACAUGUUCGGCACUGUCUUGCGUCGAACGGUGCUCUCGAAUAUGCUCGCUGAAAACACUCCAACCGGUAUUUGCACCUCACAACUUCAGACGCAAGUUCAUGACCGGUUACUAUUUAAACUCAUAGAUCCGUAUACCUCAAUUUGAACAGAUUUGGUUAGAAUUAGCUUAACUGCGUCAGAUAUUGUCUGAUUUCCUUUAAUGUUUAAUUUUUUCAGCAGAAUGCGACCCAACGCCCUGACUCGUAAUGUUGUGCAUCGAUUAUUUUUAAUCUAGGAGAAAUUCACAGAAAGUUCAAGGGGCUGUGUUGUCAAGUUUGCUGUUUGUUAGAACGAAACAUUAGAGGAAAUCAGGAAAUGUAAAAUGUAAUCAGGCUGAUUAUGGGCUAAUCUGUUCGAUCUCAAUUAUGAAUCGGUUUGAAUUCUGACCCGUUCCUGAUUUAUCACGAUUUUUGGAUCAGACCCUGGUUUGCCCCUGAUUUAUUGAUGAUUUUUUUGGAUCAAAUUUGGAUCAAGGUCCAAUCGGGGAAGAACACCUAGUCUACGCGAGGUUUUAUAGUUAAAUGUUACUGUCGUUGAAGUUCCAUUCAUUAAAUACCUACGGGCGUAUCGCUAAGUUAUAUUCUCUGAAGAUGAAGUGGACUAAAGUUUGCAAUAAGGAACUACUAUAUCUGGCUUUUUAUAACGUAUGUGCGAUCAGUUUCCUUCAGCAGAUAAGUGCUUUUAUGGAUGAGCCAGAAAUGCUAGUUCCUUAUUGCAAAAUGCAGUCCAAAUCAUCAACACAUUUGAGAUUGCGUAAUGAAUGACUUGCUCAAAACUCAUCACUACCUCUUGUCUUGUCUAACUCAUUGUAAUCUGUCAAGAACUUAGUCUGAUAGUGAGGUCCUCCCUUAAUAGAGAUGAAUAUUAGAAGUGAAGAUUCAGAUCUUGGAGUGUUGCAUGAUAUCUUGAAACUCUUGGGUCCUGUCUUUCACUCUCGAAGUCCGAAUUCCUGAGCAAACCAUGGAUUUCUCAAUAAACUGAUGAAUGAACCCGAACUCAAGAGUACAGAACUCGAACGCUUUUCCUACUCUUGUACCACACUUCAGCUCUGAACUACAGUUUUAAGAAUUAUUCUUGGUCUUCAUAAAAGGUCGUCUCUGUGCUCAUCUUUCUCUCGCAUUGAGGCUAACAAUUUUUUCCUGCCAGUUUACAAUUUUUAUUUCUUUUAUUUUAGAAAAGGAGAGGAGAAAUCAAUACGCUUGUAUAAUAAUCUCAGGUAACCUCUCCAUUGUUUCAUCGUUAACUGUCUUUCGACAAUCGUGUUUUAAAUGACGAAAAACUAUUUUGCAUUUAGAAUGAGCUCACACCGACCUUGCCUUGAAUCAAACGGAGAAGUUGUGCUGACCAAAUAUCAGCCUAAUCAGUUUAUUUUGGGCUGUUGAGGGAGCUGCCUACCUCCUAGGCGCUAUUUCUUACCUCGAUCGCGCUUUGCAUCGCGGGCUAACCUCGUUUAUUCUCGUGUCCAUAUCGUCCUUCGAACGUACUCGAUUUAUUUAUUUAUUUAAUUUAUUUAUUAUCUGUAUUUAUAUUCAGUCGAAAAUUUGUACAUAUUGGUAUACAAGUUAACCGGAUUCAAGUUGUUAUCAUGUCCAGACUUUGUCCAAAACGGGAGCGUAAAAUUUUGUAACCUCCGCGGGUAACUCUGUCAUCAUAUCUCUCAUUCGAAAAUUAUUUUUCUGUAAUGGAUGUUGUUGUUUUUAAAUUAAUGACGCUUCAAAAGAUUAGAUUUACAAGAGGUUUAUUAAGAAUAAUCAAACGUAUACAACCCGUUAAGAUGGAAAGAUGUAUUUUUCAAAAUUUAUCAAUUUCAAAAAAAUGUGAUAAUUUAGUGCUAGAUUUAUUUUUCUCUGAAUCUAGUGUUUAUUUUUUUAUUGAAUUUUCAGCUCUUGUUCCGAUUUUCACAAGUUAUUAUUGUUUUCCUCUCUACCUAUUAAGUCGACGUUACUUUUAACUGUUUUCCUUAUUCAUAUCUGUUAAGCUCGUUUGAAAAUGACUGGAACAAUGUUAUGGAUUUUCUCAACCUUUUUAAGCCGUCGAAGCUCAAGGGAUGGCGAUUAUCAAGUCGUUUUUGCGGACUUUUCAAAGUUCUGUUAUCUGUAGUAUUAAGUUAAAAUCAAAAUCAUCUACUCAGGCGUGGCAGUUUCAACCAUCGCACUUAUCAAGUAUUGGAGCGCAUGAGGAAAUAUUAGCUGUCAUAUAAAAUGUUUUCAAAGGAUUUCUUGAUUUCUUAAGCUUUGUUAGCAAAGGCGAUAGCAAGUCUUGAAAAUAUUUCGUUUCUGAAGGCACCAAUUUCAGACAGAAAAUGUCGAGAUUUCGCUCAUGUAAUUCUUUCAAAUAUCCUUCUAUAAAAUUGUGCAUCCAUAAGCUCAAACAUUUACGCUAAUUAAUCAGAUAUUAUGCCGUUGAAACGUAGGUACACAAAUGAUCAAAAUUGACUCUAUUGCCAUCUAAACACCUGCUUUUACAGUCACGCUUGAGUAGGAAGAGAGUUGUGCCAAAUAUGCCUUAAAGUCUUUUUGUGUUGAAACUCUUUGCUCCUUUGUUUAUUUUUUUCUGAGCCUCUGGCCAAUCAAAUUUGUAAGUUGUGGAUGUUCUGUUUUGUUUUUCACAUUUUUUUUUAAAAAAACAAAAAAAACGUUAGAUCAGUUGACGCGUGCUUAAACCGUGACUCAAGAAAAUCCUCUCCCCGGCACCUCAUCCGCAUGAAAAUUACUGUCUAGUUUUGCAAGCCAUCUCAUCCGAUAAUUUCUGUGCAUCCGCUGGUAACUGUUUAUUCUCAUUUUCGUGGCAUUAGUUUGGUGUUAUCUCGUCUCGUCCGAGUUCAUUGUGAAAAUCGAUACCCUUUUUUGCACGGUUUUUAAUUGAACUAAACAGGGUGUCUACAAGGCUGAAGGUCCGUAAAACAAGGGAAAGAGUUGUGCCCAAAAAUACCCAGGACCGCAAGAAAAUAUACGAAAAUGUAGAGGAAGAUCUGGAAUUUUUCAUUUUGCUGAAUUGUCUUCAUUUUAUGGGUUAUAGUGGCAGCCAGCGAAUGCUUUUAAGGCUCCUCUUCGAAUUGACACUCGAAAGUUUUGCUUUUUUUGAUUCAUCUCAGUGCGUAACAAAAAAAAAUUUCUCUUUCUUGAAGUCCUACGGCAUACUGUUUAAAAUGUUUCAUUUUCGUUCAUAGAAAGCACAUUAUACUGAAAAAGUGUGUCUCUUCAGACAGGAUUUUAACAGCCUCUCAAAAAACUUAUGCAUCAGUAUGACAUCUCGCAAUCUCAAUUUAUUUAGUUUAAAAUUGAUAUGAUCAAGAAGAACCUUUUUCCUGAAAGUUCAAGUAAAGCCGUGCAAAUGGGUAAUCGAUAGGACCAUAUGUUGAACCAUGAUACCCUUGAUUUUAACUCAGCCUGAUGAAAACCAGUGCCAAAAACUUUUUAUAAGUCCUCAUUGUUUCACGCCAAACAUUACUGAAUUUAAGGUAUCAACUAAGGUUGCAUAAAUCAUGUUUUCCCAUCAAUAUUUCUCAACCCGGAAAUGACAAACGGUUCGAAACGGUUGCAAAGCUGACCAUGAGCUAUAGUGCCAUAAUCAAUACUGUUGAACAUUAGCUAGAAAGAAUAGUGAUGAAUCGUCCAGUAUUAUUGUAUUUAAUGUGUAUUUUUUUGCGUAUAUACAUAUUUGUUACUAUGUAUUUAUCCAUAACUAAGCGUGAGAUUAUCUUUUUAUUUUUUUACUGUGUUUUUAUUGCUUGCCUCCAGGGACCCUUUUAUUUGAAGUUAACAAAUGAGGCAGUUGUUAGAAAUAUUUUUGAUUAUUUUUGUAUCGUAGGUAUAGUGGUUUAAAGGAAGGAAACAUGAUAAUCAAAAUUAUUUCAAUGUAGUUUAACUGACGGAUACAAUUUUAUCUAUAAUUUUGACUUUCGGAACGAUUUUUCUUUAUUAUUAUUUUCACUCUAGAAAUCCAGGUAUCAACUCCGGAAAGUUCAGGAGUUCUGUUUUAACGAAGAAAAAAUUUUAACUCCUGAUUUCGAGACUCUUUCCUGUUACUGAUUGCCCUUUUUUUUCGCUUAGUAAGCCUUAUCCCCUCCCUCGUUCAACUUACGCUUGGUUCUUUCUUUUCAUAGCCCAGAACAAAACUUCAAGUCAAAAUAAAAUGUUGCAGACUCGUUUUUUGACGCUCAUUGCUAUCAGUAGAGCCAAAAAUAAUUUCGGUUAAGUACAUUACUUUUUAUGGCGCCAAAUGACGGAGACAUAGCCGUCGAUUAAGAAAAAAGUAUCGAUAGACAUCAUGCGCCAUUUUCAAGACUAAUUUUUUUUAAAAUUUGCGAUCAAGAAAUUGGUCUCUUAGACCAUUUUUUCCUUUCAUUCCAUCGGCCAAUUUUCAAAUACUGAUCGUCAAAUUUUGAUUCUGCAACCCUGCCAUGAAGUCGCCGAGAGAAAAGAAAAAUGGAAAAAAUUGAACAAAAAUUGGCAAAAUUUUUUCGUUGAAAAUACAAGACUCUCCUGUUAUGACUACCUAGCGGAUGCUCUUUUCUGGCAAAAGGCGGAAGUAUCGGUAAAGGGAAGCGGCAGAAAGCGAUGGGUCGGGCGCGACGAAGCGCGCGGGCAUGGCGCGGCGCGCAGUGACAAUAUCGCAUUUUGUAACCGGUUAGUAAUUUCAUUCAUAUGAUGUAUUUGUAUUCGUAGCAACGGUGAAACUAGUUGAGAGCAGAUCCUGAGAGAGGGCGCUGACCUAUAUUGUCAGUUUAUAACGGGAUUAAAAUAAUGAAAACUCCAGACGCGCCCCCCUCCACGGAGACCGCUCCCCCUCCUCCUUGUGCCAAUUGCUCGUGUAUUAUCUUACUUAUUCAUUGUCUCCCGUCCCCUCCCUCGAUCUGCGCCCCCCCCCCUCCCUCGAUUUUUUCCUUCGUCUUCGUCUUUUUCCGCCGUCAAAUUCCGCCUCCCUCUCGCUCCCUCCCGUGCAGCUAUUCAUUUUUUCUCUUAAGGCCAACAUGCCAAUUACCGGUCACUUGUAGCGUCUCGCAUACACGGAGCAGCCUCUCCGAAAAGAGUCUUUUUUCCGCUCUUUCCCUCUACCAUCGAGAAUCUCUCGCAUCUUCCAACUUUCGCACAAGUCAUUUCACCGGAUUGCGCACGCCUAAAGGACAUGGAGAUUAAUCUAAUCACAUUUUUACUCCUUAAUAUUUCCCCCCUUAUACUAUUUUAUUUUUUACCAGAGGGAACGUGAAGCGUCGGUGUCAUAAGGAAAAUUAUUGCUGUCACAAUGUAAGAAGUGUGCGAAAUUAGUGGCGAUUCUCGCAAUUUGGCAACGCAGAAUUCCGUCCAUUGAAAUGGCUGUAAUCAAUCGAUAUCUAUCGAGACUAGCUGCCGCACAUAGAAUCGAUUGUUUAUAGUGAAUUUAAAUGGGGAAGAUGAGGGAGAGCUAUUGGUGCCAACUUUCGAAUAUCCUCACCAGUCACAAUUAUCAUUGUGAUAAGUAUUCAUUUUUCCUAUGCGCUCGCUUUGGUCCGGAGGUUUCUAUCGCGAUGAAAGCUUUUAAAAAUUUUCAACUGGUUUCAAAUUCUAAUCAAGCUCUACGAUUUAUGUUAAGCUUGUAACUGUUGCCCUGAAUCUUCAUGCCAUAAAAGAGCUCCGAAGGUAUUCUGUCACCUUUUGAUCACAUGGUUUUAAAAAGCAGAAACUUUUAUAAAUUUUCUAUUCCAAUUUCUAUGAAAAGAAAAAGCUGAUUUUGCAAGUAUCAAUAUUACAAAACCGAAUUUGAGAUCCUACUUCAAUCAUUGAUGAACAGUUACGUGUUGCACCUCAUUAAUUUUCUGUCAUCGAUAUGUUUUUUCCCCGCCUUUUCCUCUCACUUCAAUACAGCUAUUUAAAUUUCAUACACAGUAAAUCUGUUUUUGUUUUUGCUCUUUAAUUUCGAGCCUGCUCAAAAUUACCUGUAAGUUUAGAAGAACAUCAUAUGGUUUUUGUUCUUAUUUAAAAUUAAGUGCCUAACUUUUCCAAUCUUGAGAGUUAUUUUGAACACGAUACCUAUCACUUUAAAGAUAGACAGUGACCACCAUGUGCCUUUGAAUCCUUUUUACACUUAUCAUUUUGUCUACCUUUAAGGUUUUCUCUUUAAUCAUCAACUCGAUCUUUAUCUACAUCCAUUAUGUUUGUGGGUCAUGAUGAGGAGGUAUUCAAUAUUUUAAGUACAUAAUUGUUUUUUCUCUGUUUAGUCUAAUGGUGGCAUUCAUUUGUAACAAUGUUUUUUUUCUCUGAGCUUAAAAUACCCUCUUUUUAGUGAACAAUCAAGGAAAUAGCAGUUUUAUAUUACGAAAUCAGAAUUGAAUGAGACAGACUUUUGUUGUAUUAAUAUUAAACACUAUGGUUCAUUGAUUCAAUUCUUCGAAAUUUCAGUGACAGACUCACAAGAGUGCCUCAACUUAAUUUUUUAAACUUUCUAGAUGCAUAGGAAAGUUGCUCAGAUCCCUUUAAUAAGCGGCUCUUUCACAAAAGUAUAAAUAUUUGCUCUGGCGCAGUGCAUGUCCUACUGGUUUUUUAAAAAUUUGAAACCAAGCUUUUGAGUUUAUUCCAGUCAGAAGAUAUAACGUUGUCCUCUUUCUUCUGUGUGCCUUGAAUUUUAUUUUCUUUAACUUGCAAAGAAGAAAAACUUAUCCUGGGCAGCUUAUAAAAUUUGUAAACAAUUCAAAUUUUGAUAGGGAACAUACCGCUUGUACUUCCCUGAAAAACGUUAAAAUUGUAAAUCUAAGUCAUUUGCAUCAAAUUUUAAUUUUGGUACCUCAGGAAGUUGUGUUCAAGGAAGUUAAUUAAUAAUUUUAGUGAUUUAUCUAAUUAUUCAUCAAACUAAUGUUCUGUAUUUAUUUUAAUGUUACUUUUCAAAAGCAGUUUGUCUUACUGCUGCAAAUUUUCUGGAAAUGCUCACUUAAAAUUCUCAAUUUGUGAACUUCAUUAAAAUACUGUCCUAGCCUAAAGCUCCUGUCUGAAAAGAAAUUAAAAUGCAUUAUUACUUCAAUCACUUACUCAAUUGAAUUUCAUCAUUUACUCGUUUUUUAUUGCAGUAUAAUUUCCCCUUAGAAAACUGUGAACGCUCUUGAGUUCUCAAUUACUUUUUCUUUAAUUCAGAAUAGUUGCUACGAAACAUCACUCCUUCUAGUCCUCUAUUAGUUUAAUCCUCUGCGCAUUUCCAGAAAAAUGUAUCCUCCUCUGUAAUGCAAAUCGUCCACUUUACGCCCUUCAAAAGCUUCUCGAAGCUCGUAUUUAUUUCAAAUAAGGGACAGUAUGGACUCCUUUUUUGUAAGAAAAAUCACUGCCAUAUUUAACAUGAGUCAUCAUUAUUGCGUCGCCUUAACUUUAGCUAAAUAGGUUGCAUUUAUUUCUCAUGCAGACUUAAACACAGCUUUUUGUCUAUUGCUUCAUUUUACUGGAUACCUACUUUAAUAUUUGCUUUAGUGUUACGCUUUAAAUAUUACUACCAAAGGAUCAAAAUCAUCUCUGCGAACGGAACUAUCCAAUCAAAACAUGCUUGUAUUCAACUGUAGAUGUAAGAGUUUCUGGUUUUCAAGUUUUUAAUUUAUUGAUUUGUACAAAGUUUUUCUCUCAAACUUGUAAAUACUGUAAAAACUAUUUUGGUUUUUUCUUUGAUAGCUAGAAUGACAAUUUGUCAACUGACUUUUAAAGAGGGGUUCAUUUGAAUUCCGUAGCCAUAUUCAAGUAAGUGAAUGAAUUAUCAAAACUGUACAAAAACAUACUCAAUUUUAUUGCCAUAUCCUGUAAUCCAUUUGUUUUUUAAAGUAUUAUUAGUCUAAGUAACUCUAAAAUUGUCUUGUAAGUAUUGUUAAGCAAGAUAUGAAUGUAUACUAAAUUAUUGUACUCCUUUUUUUUUUCAUCUUGUAUAUACUUUUUUUUUAAGUCCUGAGUGUGUUUUUUCUGCCUCCUGAUGUUUUCUUUGAAAAAAUGGCAUUCUCUCAGCCAUUUGGGAAGAUUACCUUGAUAGAUUCUGUUCUUAAUUUAUAUCAAAAAGAGUCACUCCUCCAUCCUUAUGUCUCAUGGUACUUGCACCGAGAUUUCAUCUUCGUGUUAUUGAGAAAAAUGAAAUCCGUAGUUUAUUGAGACUGUUGCCCAAGAUUAAUCAAUCACUAUAAACUAUAUUCAUGUUCAUACUUAUUUGAGUAAUUCCCUCAGAAUGCAUUUAUAUUAUAUGUACUAGUUUACAGGUAGCAUACAAGGCCUAAUGGUCUGCAAGUGAUGAAACUUUGUUUUUCUGCCGAAACAUAUUUUUUCUUCCUUCCAACUAAAUAAAUACCUGCAUUUUUCUUGAGCAUUGUUUCAGUCGCUACUUGUUGUUGUUAUGAAAUAUUUUUUUUGUUACUUAGUUAGUACCUAGUGAUGCCUCUCAGUCAGUUGAGUAACCAAGAUUUUUGAUCGUAUCAGUCAUUAAUUUAUGAAAGAAACUCAAAUCAAAAAUCUACCACAAAAAUACUCUCAUUGACUUUUUCUGUCGAAAGAAUUUUCAAAUUAAUAAGAAGUGUCCAACUGAAGGAAGCAGUUUUCAAUGUAACACAUAAGUUGAAGAGUUCACGCAGGAUUUUAUGAACAAAUCAAAAUAAUUUAACUUUUUCAGAAUUCAACUGUUCUAAACUGUCUGUGAAUGAAAGUGUGCCAGUUUAUUUAAAUUAUUAUUAUAAAAUGUUACUUCUUUUUAAGUCAGCGAUUGAUGCAGAAUCAUUCUCAGUUUUGCGGUAUAUUCUACCAAGAAAGAUCAUGUCUCAUUAAAGAAUCAUUCACUAAUUCUCAACAGAUAGAAUUUGCGUUAAGCAGCCGUUUUAGCUUUAAAAGAAGGCGGUAGUGCUUUACCCACUCAAAUUGUUUUUCCUCAUUUUAAUUUGAAAAGUUGGUCUUUCUAAAUUCCAAUUAACAUCUCCAGCAUAAAAGUUAAGAAUUAAGCUUAAAAAAUCAUACUCACAUUUCAAUUGCUGCUGAAAUUUUCUUUUUUUCAAAUUAAGAAUUCAUACAGGACGCACUUUUUAUAUCUGUCUGGGAAAUUUAGUUUCAUAGGAAUACUAUCGUAUGGAAAACUUGAAACAACAGAAUCAACAAUGUCUGAGUAAAAUAUAUUUACUACUUCUGUCAUGCUCAUUAUACUUAAAGAAAAGAAGAAUUAAUUGUAGGAAUAAAAAUGGGCUUUCAAUCCUAUUCCCACUGGGUGUUACAUCUCAAGUCUUUAACUAUACUAUAUGAAAGUAAGUUUUGAAUAUCUAAUAGCUUUAAUGAAUGAUUCUUUUUUUGUUCCUUACUUUUCUUCUACUUUUUAAUGUCUGUCAUUUACUAAGAUUUCCUCAAAGGUCAUUAAGUUAUUUAGCCAAUAAAGAUCAAAGGACUUUAGCGACUGUAUCAUGAAUGAACUAAAAGCAAAAAUUUACUGCCAAGUUUCCAGAUUUUCAGUCAUUCCCCCAUCAGUAAAAUCUUGUACUCAGUUUAAUCCUAGAAGUAAUGAUUUCAUUUUCUUAUUUUGACUCUAUCAUCGCCACAUUGGUAUAUUUUUUUUACAUGUAAAGUUAUAAGCUCUAAAAUCUGUAAGAUGAAUGUAUGUAUAUCUGUAGGCCCUUUUCUUUUGAUGCAUUGCCUUUUAUUGUAUUAUUGUAUGAAUAUAAUCAAAAUUUAGUUUUAAGAAUUUAGUUUUUUACGAUGAACUAUGUAUUUAAAUUAUUAUCUCUCUCUCUUUCUCUCUAUUAGCCAAAAUAAUAAACCAAAGCUUUUCUUCUUUUUAUAAUGUUAAACUCUGUAUUUAAAAUAUACUCACGAAGAAAACUAACAAACUUUCCAUUGUUGUCUGUAACAGUGAUGCAAACUCAUACUACAAAAGAGACUGAACUGACAUAAAUCUUGUACUGCUUUGAAGAAGUUUCCCCUCUUAGUUUCGGAGUUUUGAAACCUUUCUUUCAGUUUUUCAACCUUUUUAUUUUGACCUUGGUGAUUCUAUGGUCUGCGAAAACAUGGAACUUCUCCCAGAUUUUUGAAACCCUAAAUAAUUUUAAAUUAUUAAACCAUUUUAUUUUCAGUGGAUCCAAACUUUUGUCAAAUAAUGAUUUGAUAUAUUUAGUAAUUAGAAGCGUUCUGAUGCAUAGUGUAUACAUUUCAUAUCUCUUAUCGUAAUUUUACCUUCCCCCACUACCAUAAAGAAUACAAUCUUUCCCACAACGGUGUAAAAGGAAAACCGCAGGUUUUUCUGCCCUUUCGCAGCCCAUAGAUGCUUUUAAAAACGCACCAAGUAUAAGUCUGAAAAAUUUCAUUUCUCUAGGUUACGAAUUUCACAAAGGGACCUAAUCCCCUCUCAGGAACUACCCUUAUGAGUAGAUUUUCUGUCCAAAACUCUCAGUACGUCUCUCUGAGUCUGUUCCAAAUUCCUUGUUUUUCAUUAUUUUCUUAUUUUUAAGGUGAUAUCAAUAUUUAAUCUCCUAUUUGUAUCUUCAGCAUCUCAGCAUCUCCUUUAAAUUAUUUUCAAAAAAAUUUGUCCUCAUUUUUUCUUACUUGUUUGCUUUCAAGUCUCUGAAAAUCAAAAUUAUGUCUGUAAUUCAAUUAGUGGUAAUCUUCUUCACACAUCACAUCAUAUGCCAUGAUUUUCAAGUUUUAUAUAAUUUUUAUCUUUUAUUUUUAAGCUCAUUUUCCCUCCCUUUUCAGUUCUAUUCCUUUAUUCAUCAGUCACCGUCUGGUCGAUAUUUUUUUCAGUUUUUAUGAUGUAUUUAUUACUUUUUUAAGUAAUUUAUAUAAAUUUUGGAAUAAAGGAAUGUAUCGGACAUCCAAA